CUUAUGUCCUCCAGGCCAUGGUGUAAGACCCCAGGCUCUUAUGAGCUCCUCGAAGGGAUUUUGUGUCAAAAAGAUACAAAGCCCCAAAACCCACUGGACGGAUUUAUUAAAGUGGCCUUCAGCUCUUUUAUACCUUGAGGCCACACACAGAAAAAACACUACGACUCUUUUCAAGCAGUCAAAAUAGCACACUUUUAUUGGCAAAAUUUGCCAAGUAGGGGAACGUGGCAAAAAUUUAAAACAAACAUUCAGUCAACCUAAAGCAUUUCACAAAGCACUGACUUAGCAAAUUCCAACCCAUCCAGGUUUAAGUUACUCAAGUAUCAAGAAAAGGAAAUUAAGAGAAGUGGAAGAAGUAAAGAAAGAGAGAGAGAGAGAAUUAUAGCCACCACUUUAGAUUCAUCAUAGAAUCAGCUAUCAGAAGUCCAAGAACAGUAGGGUCAUGCCAACGUGAAGGCCACGUGGUCUUGGUUUUAUUUGCUCUGUCCUUCACAAAUGGCAGUGGUAAUCACACUCCUCCUGGCUGUGGUGGCCAUCCUGCUUGGAAAGAUGCACGAUCUUAUAGUCAGUGUGGUCACAGCCCAGUGGAUGAAGCUGCAUGAGGUUUUUCUGCAUCCGGUGAUGACAUGGCUUUGGCAGGACGUUAAGCUGACCAGCCCCAUGGAAAAAGCCUCACUCCUUCCAAAAUUGCAAAGCUGGCCCUUUUGCACCGCUGCAGCAGCCAUGCUCGCUGAGAUUUGCUGGGUGGCCUGGCAAAUGCAUCUUGCCUCUCGCAGCUGCACUGGGCAGGAUAGCUCCAGCAGCGAGGAGGAGGAGGAUGACAGUGAGAAGGAAAAGGACCUCAAGGGACAGCACCCCAGUGUUCGGAUGUUUUCUGUGUACAAUGUAUUGCCAACGCAGGAACUGUCUGAGAUGUGCAGGGAUGUGCAGAAGUUGGUGCGUGACCUUCUCCGUAUCUGCCGAGUGAUUUGCAAGAAGACUUCCAUGCCAGAGAUGUACCCAGCCACCGGGAAGGAUGGCAUCCAUGAAUCCUGGAAUGUCUUUGAGGACCGAAUCAUGUACCUGCUGGUUGUGUUCCUGCAGCCACCCCCUGGAUACUCUUUCAGGUUGGAGCUGUAUGGUGGGAUGCACCUGCCAGAGAGAUGCUGCAACAUCCGUGUGGUGCUGGAGUGCACGUGCUCAGGGACAGGGGAUAUGUUUUGUUUUCUCCACCCCUCUGACAACAACCAGAGCUCUCCCCUCCUAUCCACCCUCUGCACAGGCUCCUACUUAGAUGUGGAGGAAAUUGCCUGCUGGAUGCAAAAUUUGGUGGGAUCAGCCUGGGAGAGUUUGCCUCAGUGGCACGACUGGGAGCUCCGGGUGCUACCCUCCUCCCACUCCUGCAGGCUCCUGCUGACUGGACCCUCUGAGGCGCAGCUCUGUGUUGUGUUGAUGUUUGCAGUGCAGCAGGGCAGCCCAGGCACCUUCCUGGUCCUCCAGUAGGCAGUGGCAGCUUUCCCAGGCACUGGUUUGGGCUGGGGCUGCACAGGGAGUUGGGAGCACACACAGCUGGGACAGCACAACAGACCAUUAUGCUCAGUAUAUGAAAGAGAAGGGGAGAAGGAAGAGGAAGGGGAUAGGUUUGCAGUCACAGCAUUUGUCUUCCAAGUCACCAUUACUGGUGACGGAGCCCAGUCUCCCUGGAAAUGGGUGAACACCUGCCUGCCCAUGGGAAGACAAAUGUUGCAACUCCUAAUGUCCCCACAGAAUCACAGAAUGAAAUAGGUUGGAAAAUACCUCUGAGGCCAUCAAGUCCAUCCUAUGACUGAACAACAUUCCUGGAUGUCACACAAUCAAGUGCCACGUCCAGUCUUUCCUUAACACCUCUGGGGAUGGUGACUCCACCACUUCCCUGGGCAGUCCAUUCCAAUG
Corapipo altera (White-ruffed manakin) is the source of this 1911-nucleotide messenger RNA. Its product is annotated as inositol 1,4,5-trisphosphate receptor-interacting protein-like 1. The transcript is spliced from 2 exons. Bases 496 to 1482 code for a protein of 328 amino acids. The record is from RefSeq and is a predicted model, not a curated record. NCBI's taxonomy places the organism in Eukaryota, Metazoa, Chordata, Aves, Passeriformes, Pipridae.